ACCAGCUGGUGGUAAUUUAAAAAAAAUGAAAAAGGAAAUAUGCGUCCAAAAAAAAAUUUUAAAACGAAUUUCCAUUUGUCCAGUCUCGUCUCGUCUACUUCGAUCUGCGGCUGUUCUUUUUUCUCUUUUUUGUAUUUUCUGGCGAAUUUCUUCCCUUAAAUCUUGGGCAAAGGAUUUCCAUUUUCUGGAAACACCCAAGAGAGAAAAAGGGGAAUUCAAACAAAAAAAAAAAAGGGUUAAAUAAAUGUAAGCAAUGUCGAGACCUUGGCUACUCGUUUUUAUAGUAUUUUUAAUAGUGUUUACUUCUCAGUUAGAAUGGAAGCAGCAAUUUGGCGAAGAAAUUGAGCCAACUCCCACUGUUUCUCUCAAAGAUCAAUACGUUUCGAAACGCCAAGAAUCCGUCAAAGAAAAGAUCAUACUUUCUCAAGAAAGGAAUAUUCAGAAACUGAAUGAGCUAGUGAGGAGUCUUCAGGAACAGUUGAUACAGUGUAAGGCUGAAAAUGAGAUUAUCAAUGGCUCUGUGUUUGCUUUGAAUGAACAUUUAACUGAGCUUGAGCAGCAACCAAUGUUGGAUGACUAGUAUUGUUGGCUCACAUGCCAAUAACAUCAAUACUGUUUGGUAUGUGCAAGUAGAUAGACCUUGGUUUCUUUUGUUUUCCCUUUUUUAUAGCUUCACAAUGAUCAUUGUUUCAGUUGACUUACGGCACGUUACAUGAAACUCUGAAUAUAUCUUGUCAACAUUUCAUGGAUGCUUGAUGUCAAUGUGCUUUAUAAUCUUCUGGAGUAAAGUGUCCUAUCUCAAAGUGAUUUUGCGGUUCAAAUCAUGGCAGUUAGUGUCCUGAAUUGAGGUAGAAAGGGAAGUCCGUUUGAUGGAAAAUGGAAGGAAUAUGUGAAAUAAAUACUGCACAUGGUAUGAAAAUAUAGAAGUAUGAACAUUAAAUUACUAGAAUAUGAUUUUGUUCAUAAUUUAAAGUAAACUGUGUUAAAUGGUAGGAAACUUUUAUAUAGUCCCUCUAUUUUCAAUUCCUAUAAAUUGUCUCUAUUUUUUUAUAUACACACCAAAUUAUACUUGAGUUGUAUUACAAGAUAUUUAUAUGUAUUGAGUUGAAACUUUCCU
Messenger RNA from Durio zibethinus, 1117 nucleotides. RefSeq lists its product as uncharacterized. The record is from RefSeq and is a predicted model, not a curated record. Lineage: Eukaryota; Viridiplantae; Streptophyta; Magnoliopsida; Malvales; Malvaceae.